GUCUCGACGAGAGUCGCAAGGCAGCCGACGCGGUGUGAGCCUAACCUCCAGGUACCAGCCUUGGCUACAACUUUUAAUCAUCAGAAGAAACCUUGUUUAAACCCACACAGGGUUUCACUAGUCUUGGAUUUGGGUGGAUUCAGAUUGGAAAUAACAAAAAAGACUUUGGAAACUUGUCUAUCUCUGGCUAAUAGAAGGAGAAGAAGAGAAUGAGGAGACAGCUGCGUUUUGUCUCUCUCUCACUUUGAACUUUACUUGGAGUUGGAUCUUUCUCUUUUGGCGGUCUUGGCAGAGCCUUAAAAAUAAGGUGUAUCUCUUUAAGUGAAGGAAACUCGCUGGGAGCAGCUGCUGGAGAACUGCUAGCAUCCAACUCAGCUGAUGACGAUCUGUUGAAAAGCCUAAAGAGGCUUUCUAUUUCGCUGUGGGCAUUUGGCUAAUUACAGGCAGGUGUAGUUUUUUCUUUUGUUAUUACAAUUGAUCACUGCCUUGAAAUAACACCCUGAGGAAAGUCACGGUUAGAUCUGCUAUUGAUAGAAUAUAAAUACAGACAAGUAGUUAAAAAAAGAAAGUGAGGUGCCCUUGAAUUUGAGUUGAUUCUGGACUAUAUUUCUGGCUCUGGCUUAAAAUUCUUUGUUACAUCAGAAGUAAGAUAUAAAUAAUAUCAAAUGGAGACAAGGCAAACAAAAACUAGAAAGGAUAAUAUGAGUUGGACACAUUCAGGAAAUAGAAGAGAUUCUACAGACCUGCCAAAUAAACAACAGGAUUUAACUGUAAUAAUACUAGAGGAACUACGGGAGUUCAAAAAGUCUUUUAAGGCGGAAAUAAGGGAUGAACAGAAAAGCCUAAGGGAAGAAAUAAGAUUGGACUUACAGACAGAAAUACAUGGCAUAGGGAAGAAAAUUGACAGCCUGAACAAGGAAUUUAAGGAAAUUAAGGAGGAAGUUUAUUUGAAUAUAAGAAAGACGGAGGAAUUGGAAAAUAAGAUCGAAGAGAUAGUGAAAAUACAAAAUAAAGAAGAAAGAGCUCUAUGGGCACAGGAAAAGAAACAACGAGAUAGAGCAAUUAAAAUAAGAGGCCUCCCUGAAACAGAAGGAGAAAAUUUGGAGACAAAAAUAAUUCCAGCCCUAGCCAAUUUUCUGGACUCCCCGGAAGAUCUGAUCAAUGUUCAAAUUGAUAAGUUGUUUAGAAUAUUUUCCAAAGUAGCCCAAGAAAAAGGACUGCCGCGUGACAUAGCGGUAAGUUUUAAUAACUCGAGGAUCAGGGAGAGAAUUAUUCAAAAAAACUUUAAGGAAGGCUUGACUAUUGAUAAUGUGGAAGUGGAAAUUUAUAGAGACUUGCCCUUAUCUAUAUUGAAACAAAGACAACAAUAUAGGUUCCUUACCGCGCUACUACAAAGGAAGAAUAUUAGUUAUAGAUGGGGAAAUAUAGAAGGCGUGGUCUUUAUGUUUAAAGAAAGAAGAUUUAAAAUCAACUCACUGGAGAAAGCAAAGGAAUUCUAUAAGAGAUUGCUACAGAGUGAAGAAAAGGAAAAAGGGGAAACUCGAAACUCCCCUUCGAGUGAGACAAGAGAAACUUCUACAUUUGGAGAAAGGAGAGCUUCACUAGAAGGAGGAAGCAAAGUGGCUACAGAGACUCGGAGUGAAGAUAAUUUACCAACGGAUAAAGAUCUAUUGUUGGGGACGUUGGAAAUUGAAUAAGAAGAUUUGGACAAAGCUGAACUAACCUGUUAUAGCUAACCAUAUCUCCAGGAAGAAACAAGCUUUGAAAUGGUGCAAAGUGAGAAGAAUACAAGGCUAAAGGGAAAAACGAGAAAGCUAAGAGUAGCAGCCAGAGGGACCAUUAUGUACUAUAAA
Messenger RNA from Sceloporus undulatus (fence lizard), 1853 nucleotides. RefSeq lists its product as uncharacterized. The record is from RefSeq and is a predicted model, not a curated record. NCBI's taxonomy places the organism in Eukaryota, Metazoa, Chordata, Lepidosauria, Squamata, Phrynosomatidae. Bases 666 to 1697 code for a protein of 343 amino acids. The transcript has 2 exons.